Lodderomyces margitis is the source of this 705-nucleotide messenger RNA. RefSeq names its product Cwh8p (gene CWH8). Lineage: Eukaryota; Fungi; Ascomycota; Pichiomycetes; Serinales; Debaryomycetaceae. Bases 1 to 705 code for a protein of 234 amino acids. The transcript has a single exon. Gene Ontology annotation, biological process: lipid biosynthetic process; protein N-linked glycosylation. Gene Ontology annotation, cellular component: endoplasmic reticulum membrane; intracellular membrane-bounded organelle. Gene Ontology annotation, molecular function: dolichyldiphosphatase activity. The record is from RefSeq and is a predicted model, not a curated record.
AUGUCGUCAGAUAUAGCUCCACCGGUUAUGCCAAGCUAUAUACCAUUUGACCAAACUUAUGUUCUUUACGACCCCAAUGACAUAAUAUCCAUCGUAGCAGUGCAAUUCACUUUACUACCGGUAUACAUCAUGGUGUUUUACCUACUGUGGUUCCUCGUCACGAGAGAAAUUGAACCAGUGAUUGUGGUUGCUGGGCAUUUGUGUUCGGAAAUUGUCAAUAAGAUUUUAAAAGUUUUACUCAAGAACCCAAGGCCUGAUUUUCAUCGUGAGUUUGGUAGUGGUAGUCUUAGUUAUGGGAUGCCUAGUGCUCAUUCUCAAUUUAUUGGGUUUUUCGCUGCUUAUUACACGUGCAUUAUCGUGUUCAAGAUUGGACAUUUGAAGAAAUGGCAGAAAUUGACAUGGGCUGUGAUUUUGGCUAGUGUAGGGUUAGGUGUUGCUGGAUCACGAGUGUAUUUAAUUUAUCAUACCUGGCAGCAAGUAGUCGUUGGAGUUACAGUUGGAGUUGCGUUUGGCAUUUUCUACUUUAUAUUUAGCUCGUUGGUGAGAGAUGUUGGACUCGUUGACUGGGUAUUGAAUUGGCCUGUUGUCAAAAAUUUUCACAUCAAGGAUUCUUAUCAUCACUGUUAUCAAACUUUUAAAGAUGAGUAUGAUACUUACUUGCUACAAAAGAGAAGUGUGAAAGAGUUGAAAAAGAAGAAUAUAUGA